UCAACUACCACUGACAUCAACACUUUACAUUGAACAGAAUAGCAAUUUAGCGCCUAUAAUUCAUUUAAGUUCUGCAAAUAAUGAGGAUUAUCAAUUAAAGGAGGUGAAUCAAAAUAUGCCGAAGAAUCAGGAGACGUCUGUAGGAACACUCCAACUGGAUCAUGAUAUUGAAGUAUUACAGCCAUCAACAUCUCUUGGACCAUAUGAACCCCCUAGUAUAAUAAAUAAAAAUUACGAAAUGGAGACCUCGAUUAAGAAUGAAGAAGUUUUCGAUAUAGAACAGACUCAUUGCAGAUCUCAGGAAACGGAUAACACGGAAGCGAUUGACUAUAUGUCAGAACCACAAAUAGAAAUCAAGCAGCAAAGUGAGGAAAGCGUUGACGUCAAAUUCCAAGAAUCUACAGUAUAUGAUGUUAAAUCACAUAAUGCUGUCCCACAAAUUUUGGGAUUUUCUUCAGAUCUCUACUGAAGGUUCAGAGUCGAGCCAAGUUGACAGCAGUAUUGCCGUUUCGACCAAAACGCACGACGAAGGAAAUGUACAUUCACAGAUGCAAUCUAAAGAAGAUAUAGACACUGACACUCAAAUAGAAUCAGGUUUACCGACUAUACUCUCUCCCGCUGAUUCUAGAAACAAACGACAUUCAAAAAUACCAAUUAGAACAUUAAGUUAUAUUGAUAGUAAAGAUGAUCCCCAUUUGCCCAAAAAGGAAUUUGUUGAAAGUAGUGAGACGAAUUCUACUCAACAAUCACAGUGCACAACUAGUUUGCAGGUCGAAGAAGUGUUUUCGAAAGACUAUGUAAUGACUAGUACCAAUGAGUUCGAAGAGGUUUUUGUAGAUGCAACAGAUUUCAGCAAUGACGAGCUACAAUUAGGAGUCGAAUCCCCCCACAGAUUCGGAAACAUUUCCCCAGUCAUCUAUCGAAAAGUCUACAAGUAAAAUAUCACUAAGCAUUGAAUCGAAUAAUAUUGAAUCAGAAAAAUUAAUGCGUAAAGAGUUUAUACCAUCCGGGGAUCCAGCAAAACAAAAUUUAAGUGAAUUAGUUGAAGACACACAGCGUCUAAUAAAGCAAAUGCGAGAUGAAAUCAGUAUCAAUGAUUUUGAGUCAACAGAUGAGGAAGAAUGCUCCGAAUAUUCUGAUGAAUAUGAUGACGAGGAGGAGGAAGACGAAUGGUACAGAAGUGAGGAUGAAGAAGAGGAGCACGGGCCAAUAAUCGAAGAUGCUUCUAGUGGUUCCGAAAUCGAGGAUAUUCUAGAAGAAAGUGAAGGUUCUUAUAAAGACGAAUAUGGUGAUGAAAAUGUCAAUCAAAACAGAGUAGAGCUUGAAACUAUCACAACAACAUCAUCAGUCACUGCCACAAAUCAUAAAGUCAUUGAAGAAAAUAAUGAAACUUUAACUGUUUCCCUUGCAGCUAUCU
Messenger RNA from Drosophila nasuta, 1417 nucleotides. RefSeq lists its product as uncharacterized. NCBI's taxonomy places the organism in Eukaryota, Metazoa, Arthropoda, Insecta, Diptera, Drosophilidae. Bases 116 to 469 code for a protein of 117 amino acids. The transcript has 2 exons. The record is from RefSeq and is a predicted model, not a curated record.